Ricinus communis (castor bean) is the source of this 1089-nucleotide messenger RNA. Its product is annotated as dehydration-responsive element-binding protein 1E. Gene Ontology annotation, biological process: regulation of DNA-templated transcription. The transcript has a single exon. Gene Ontology annotation, molecular function: DNA binding; DNA-binding transcription factor activity. The record is from RefSeq and is a predicted model, not a curated record. The coding region runs from base 202 to 906 and encodes 234 amino acids. NCBI's taxonomy places the organism in Eukaryota, Viridiplantae, Streptophyta, Magnoliopsida, Malpighiales, Euphorbiaceae.
UUAAAAUAUUACUAGCAAAACCUCUUAUCUUUACCAAAUAAUCUCACACCAAAACUGGAUAAAUUUUAUAACUGAAGUCAACCCAGUGCUGAAUUACACAAAUACUGCAAGACCCUGAUAGCUCUAACCUCAAAAACUGACUAGAUUUUACAAGUGAAGUGAGUGAACCCAUUUGCCAAUUUCAAAAUCUUUAAUUUUUCGAUGGAUCAUCAUAUCUUUAGCCAGCUCUCUGAUCCAUUUCCUUUUAACAGCAAUAGCAUCACUCGCGAUUCACCUACUCUAUCAGAUGCAUGCUCAGCUCCAGGAGGCAGUUCUCAUUCAGAUGAAGAAGUGAUACUAGCAAGUAACCUUCCGAAGAAACCUGCUGGGAGGAGAGUGUUUAAAGAGACCCGACAUCCGGUUUUUAGAGGUGUAAGGAGGAGAAAUGGCAAUAAAUGGGUAUGUGAGGUUCGUGUGCCAAAUAAAAAAUCAAGAAUAUGGCUUGGAACUUAUCCUACACCAGAAAUGGCAGCCAGAGCACAUGAUGUAGCUGCAUUGGCCCUAAGAGGCAAAUCUGCUUGUCUCAACUUUUCUGAUUCCGCUUGGAGGUUACCUAUCCCAUCUUCUACGAGCGCUAGGGAGAUUAGGAGAAUUGCUGCUGAGGCAGCAGAGUCGUUUAGGCCUCAAGAAUUUGGUUGUCCGGGAGAGCAAAAUAGCAGCACAGAGGAUCAUCCGAGUGGAGCUUGUUGCGACGAGUCCAAGACUACUGUGCCUUUCAUGGAUGCAGAGGAGGUUUUUGACAUGCCAAGCUUACUUGUGGAAAUGGCACAAGGUCUUUUACUAUCUCCUCUCCGUUUUGAAGAAGAUGUUGGUACGGAUUGGAAUGGGUUGGAAAAUGACUUUGAUAUAUCACUGUGGAGCGACUAAUGAAUUAAUUAUUACUCGGCGGCUAAAAAGAGAAAGAAAGAAGAGAGAAAGAAAGGAAAAAAAAGAAGAAAGAUUGUAAAUUUUGUUAUGGACUGCAUGUUUUUGAACGGUACUUAAUUAGUGUUAGAUAUGUAAUAAUUCAAGUUAUUAAUACAGUACAUAGAUAUAGAUAUGAUACAAUUA